This is a messenger RNA of Blastocystis hominis, 589 nucleotides long. RefSeq lists its product as hypothetical. The transcript is spliced from 4 exons. The record is from RefSeq and is a predicted model, not a curated record. The coding region runs from base 1 to 429 and encodes 142 amino acids. NCBI's taxonomy places the organism in Eukaryota, Bigyra, Opalinata, Blastocystidae.
AUGAAAAAGGGUUUCCGAAGCGGUCGCAAAAAGCAGUUUGCAAAGCAACGGAGUGAAUAUUACUUUGCCCCAGUGGACAAGGCAAAUCGCGAAAAGAUUUACAAGCGUCUUCUGGUAAACACGUAUUUAAACAACGCCAGCGAGUUGGAGGCGGUAAAGAUGGUAAUCGAGGGCGAAGCUCCUGUGGAGUCCUUGGAAUCGAAGCAGAAGGCUAGUAAGCCAGACGAGAAGCGUCCGUUUGCCUUUAUCGAGCGUACGUGGGAAGUGAAGAAUCCAACGGAGGAAGAGCUAUUCGUGGCAACCGCGUUUUGCAUUGUUGCCAACCCGUGGUCCUUAAGGCAUCCUCUGGAUAGGGGUAGAGAGCAUUCUCUCGUAAAUCCCCUGUCGAUGACGUUUUUUGCGUUAACAUUUGAGGUUAUCGAGUCAUAACCGCGACACAUACUAAUCUUCUUUAGGUGGAGGCAGCGUUGAAGGCGAAAAAGGCGACCGAAGAGUUUGAGAAGGAGGAAUCUGCUCGACGGAAAGCAGCUCUCGCUGAAAAGAAAAGUCAGUAGUUUGUUUUAGUUUAGCUUACUUUUGUACAAUGAAA